Clupea harengus (Atlantic herring) is the source of this 4628-nucleotide messenger RNA. RefSeq names its product ATP binding cassette subfamily G member 1 (gene abcg1). NCBI's taxonomy places the organism in Eukaryota, Metazoa, Chordata, Actinopteri, Clupeiformes, Clupeidae. Gene Ontology annotation, biological process: transmembrane transport; cholesterol efflux; cholesterol homeostasis. Gene Ontology annotation, cellular component: plasma membrane. The record is from RefSeq and is a predicted model, not a curated record. Gene Ontology annotation, molecular function: ABC-type sterol transporter activity; ATP binding; ATP hydrolysis activity.
ACGUCACUGUACAAAACACCAGCAGUAGGUUGGCCGCUUGUAAACAAUAACAGAGACUUCGUUGGACUGAGCGGACUGCUAAGGAGCGAAGUAUAUGCGGGAAUAGUUUAUCAAAGGCACCGGAUGCGUUGGUCUUGCUAUAUCUAUUUGGUUUAGCUUACUGCACAUUUCAAAGGAAUGGCCUGUCUUAUGGCAGCCUUCUCAGUGAACAAUACUUCGGUGACUAAUUCCAUCAUAAUGAACACCAACGGGCCCCCUGAUUUAAUGCUGGACCCUAGGACUGUGUGUGUAUCCAUUGAUGAUGUGGUGUCAAACCAUGUGGGAGGUCAGCAAACGCCGCUGUUACACGGACACCUCAAAAAAGUGGAGAACAACCUCACAGAAGCACAGAGGUUCUCCUACCUGCCACGCAGACCGGCGGUCAACAUCGAGUUCAAAGACGUCUCCUACUCAGUUCCUGAGGGACCGUGGUGGAGAAAGAAAGGUUACAAGACACUCCUGAAAGGCAUCUCUGGGAACUUCACCAGUGGGAACCUGGUGGCCAUCAUGGGCCCCUCAGGAGCCGGGAAGUCUACCCUGAUGAAUAUCCUGGCGGGAUACAGGGAAACGGGAAUGAAGGGAGAGAUUCUGAUCAACGGGCAGCCUCGCGACCUGCGUUCCUUCCGGAAGGUCUCCUGCUACAUCAUGCAGGAUGACAUGCUUCUCCCUCAUCUAACUGUACAGGAGGCCAUGAUGGUGUCUGCUAAUCUUAAACUCCAGGAAAAAGAUGAGGGGAGGAGAGACAUGGUGAGGGAGAUCCUUACUGCCCUCGGCCUUCUUGAGUGUGCCAAAACACGCACAUCCAACCUAUCAGGUGGACAGAGAAAGCGCUUAGCCAUCGCCCUAGAGCUCGUCAACAACCCGCCUGUCAUGUUCUUCGAUGAGCCCACCAGCGGUCUGGACAGCUCCUCGUGUUUCCAAGUGCUCUCACUGAUGAAGGCUCUGGCCCAGGGAGGACGCACUGUUAUCUGCACCAUUCACCAGCCCAGUGCCAAGCUGUUCGAGCUCUUCGACAAGCUGUAUGUUCUGAGCCAGGGCCAGUGCAUCUACAGGGGAAAGGUGUCCAGCCUCGUCCCCUACCUUAGGGAACUGGGCCUCAACUGCCCAACAUACCAUAACCCAGCGGACUUCGUGAUGGAGGUGGCCUCUGGCGAGUAUGGAGACCAGACUGCCAGACUGGUGAAGGCCGUUCAGGAGAAGAAGUGUGAGAAGGACUACAACACAGAGAUAAACGGACCUCUCAACCCUUUCCUGUGGCACAGGUCUUCAGACGAGGACUCGUCCUCUUCCGAGGGCUGUCACAGUUUCUCCGCCAGCUGCAUGACGCAGUUCUGCAUCCUCUUCAAGAGAACAUUCAUCAGCAUCAUGCGGGAUUCGGUGCUGACGCACUUGAGAAUCAUAUCUCACGUUGGCAUUGGCAUCCUGAUUGGGCUCCUCUACCUGGGGAUCGGCAACGAGGCCAAGAAGGUCCUCAGCAACUCGGGGUUUCUCUUCUUCUCCAUGCUCUUCCUCAUGUUCGCUGCCCUCAUGCCCACAGUGCUGACCUUUCCUUUGGAGAUGGGAGUAUUUCUAAGGGAACAUCUGAACUAUUGGUACAGCUUAAAAGCGUACUUUUUGGCGAAGACCAUGGCAGACGUUCCUUUUCAGGUUGUAUUCCCGGUGGCAUACUGCUCCAUCGUGUACUGGAUGACCUCUCAGCCCCCAGACGCCGUCCGCUUCAUCCUCUUCCUGUCUCUGGGGACGCUGACCUCUCUGGUGGCCCAGUCUCUGGGCCUCCUCAUAGGUGCCGCGUCCACAUCUUUACAAGUGGCUACGUUUGUUGGGCCUGUUACAGCGAUUCCAGUGUUGCUGUUUUCUGGUUUCUUUGUCAGUUUUGACACGAUACCCAAAUACCUCCAGUGGAUGUCAUACAUUUCCUAUGUCAGGUAUGGUUUUGAGGGGGUCAUCUUGUCCAUCUAUGGCCUGGAUCGAGAGGACCUCCACUGCGACGAGGGCGAGACGUGUCACUUUCAGAAAUCAGCGGCCAUUUUAAAGGAGCUGGAUGUAGAGGACGCCAGACUCUACCUGGACUUCAUCGUGCUGGGCAUCUUCUUCGUGACCCUCCGCCUCACCGCCUACUUCGUCCUGCGCUACAAGAUCAACUCCGAGAGAUAGAGAGGGCAGGACUGUGGAGUGGAGCUGGAAGCAUGUGGACACAAGCGGAUACGUUUUGGAUGAGAUGACAAAAAAACUCUGGGAGGCCACCCUUCCUUUGACGUAGCACAAUUUAAAACCACACACGCACACACACAGGCACACAAACACACCACACACACACACACACACACACACACACACACACUGCAUAUAUAUGAGACUGACUUUUUGGGCAACAGCACACAGAGACCCCGGGGGCUUUCGUGCACACAGUCUGCUUUAGUGUUGGACAGGAGGGAAGGGAGGUCUGAAGCACAUUUGAUGUUGACGGGCUCAGCUGGGCAUGGCGGUCUCGGCCUCCACAGAGCCUGUUAUGAAUGUGACAUAAACUUGAAAUGUGAAUCCUCCAUGUAUCGUCCAGUGGAGGACUAUGCACUUUUCACUGCCCUCCCCCCCCACCCCCUCCAAAAAAAAGGGAACACCCUCAAUGUGCAUGGGGUUUGUACGUAAAUAUAGGCUCUUCUCUUUGUCUUGGAUGCUAGAUAAGGCAUUAGCUAUGAACUCCGUCCCUUUUAUAUGAAUUGAUGACGUAAGUGACAAUGUGCUCAGAUAGCAUGAUGGGACCACUGUAAGGGAAGAGCUGGACUCUUCUUGGUCAGAUAAACAGCACUUUUAGGCAAAAUCUAGGUAGUUACAACCCCCAGACUACACACUGCUUGUGGUGGCACAAAAGAGUUGUCUGGAAACCAAAUCAGCAGUGACCAAUCAAAAUGACAUUUGCUUGAGAGUAUACGGCUUGGUUCUUUCUAGUUUGGUUCAUAGCACAAAGCUGACCAAAAGGCAAUAGCACCUAACUCACAGGGAAACAGAGAGUUAGUGAAUGUAUGAACAAUUAUCUCUGUUGACUUGCUGCAGCCUGAUGACAAAAAGCCACUUCUUCACUCAACCUUUUGAAAGUUCAAAAAUACGUAAGAAUGCAAUUUGUAUGCAUUGUUUCCUAAAAGCUUAAACUGCACAUUAGUCAAGGAGGUGUGACACAUUGUCUUGAAUAAAGAUUUUGGAGUGAUUUGACCCAAGUGGCAUGGUGCAUCUUUACACAUAUAAUUGGUCUAAGAAUUGAAUUCCCCUUCUUUAUUUACCGUCGGUUUCCUGGUGAAAUUGCAUGGCAGCUUUGUUUUUGUUUACUUUAGUUCAAGUAGAAUUCAGGCUGGCCAGACUUGUAAACCUCAAGAGUAUUCGGAAAUACCAAAUGGGGAAACAAAAACUUACACAAAAUGAACCACUAAUCAAAACAUCCAUGGAAACGGCAUUACUGAACAAAAAAUUGUAAGUAAGCCAAUUGUGUGUCGUCAACCUUUUGGUCAACCAAUCAGCUUAAAAUCUGCUUAUUUCUACAGUGGUUUACAACUGUGGUCAGGAAAUAUUUUCUUUUGUAUGUCUUUUAUUUCACUGUUCCACACUGCCUUUUAUCCCCUGUGAUAAGCAUUCAACAAACACAGACAGAAAGACUGUGAACCCAUGGAUUUUGACAUAUACAAACUUCAUAAGUUCAACCCAACAAUGUCCAUUACAUUGAUUUUGCAUUUUUAUUUGUCUAAAUUUGAUAUGAGCUGCGUAUGAGUCUUCAAACCAAUGACUGAUCUCAAGCUGACAGGGAAUAUCACAGUGAAGGGGUUGAUAGUAAAGUUAAAACAUUAAGAGUGAAAAUAUACUGCGGAUUUGUCUUUUCAUUAGUUUUUCUUCAUCUUUUCAGUGCAUAAUAAAGUAUGGCCAGUGUCAUUCGCUGUGAUGGGACACGCUAAUGGCUUUAAAGUAUAAUUAGGUAUUUGCAUAAACUACUCCAAGGGAUCAAAUGGAAUUCCAUGUAAACUUAAGAUAUACACCAUUAAGCAAGCAUCAAUGCAAAUGUCUAGUGUGCUUAUGAUAAAUAUGACUCUUUUUUUAUUAUUAAUUGUGUGUAAUAUGUUACGAUUUUACAUAAGACUAUCUCCUACCCAUGUAGGUCCCCAGAACCUUACUGUGAACAUAUUGCGAUGUUUAUUUAAUUUAAGCUGUAACUUCAGUGUUAUGAAGCUGUUAUGAGUACUCCUUUGGUAUAUAUAUUUUACUGUGGACCUUCAUGUGAAAUCAAGAGUUUAUGCCAUGUACAGUAAUUCUAUGUGUAAAAGCACCCUUGGGUUGAUGGGCUCAAAUCAAAACUCGCAAAGGAGUAUUUUAGGAUAUGGGGCAUUAUUUUUGUAUUUGUUUUUUUCUUCCAGUUUCCCUUUCUUUAAAAAUGGCUCAACAACAAAAGAAAAAAACAUUGUAUCUGUCAAGGAUGGUGUAUUUUAUUAUUAUUUUGUUUUCCGGUGUUCAAAUAUGGGAUUCAUAUAGAUUCUGAACAUUUGAUGUAAGUUAAACCUGUGAUGUUAUUUCUUGGUAGAUGAAUUAAUAAAUAUAUGAUAUUUUCCAAA